Molecule: messenger RNA, 981 nt
Organism: Acanthoscelides obtectus
Lineage: Eukaryota; Metazoa; Arthropoda; Insecta; Coleoptera; Chrysomelidae
Source: the annotation of a GenBank genome assembly
AUGUAUAACCUUUACUUGCAGUAUUGCCAAGAAAAUAACAUUCAAAACCCUGUUAAAGAGAGCUUUUAUAGAUUUAUUUUUACAACGCAAUUCAAUCUUCGUUUCAAACGGCCCCACACUGAUACAUGUACAAUAUGCGAUAUCCUUGAAAAUAAAAUCAAUAACGACAAUAAUCCUGAAGUAGUGAAUGAUAGUAAGAUCCAGAAAGAGAUUCAUUUACGAAAAGCUGAACAGGCUAGAUCAGCUAAAAAAGAUGUCAAGAAAUUGGACAAGGAUAAUCCAAAUACUGUAAAUGCAAUAUGUUUUGAUCUAGAAAAAACUCUCUCCACGCCUGUAUUAACUUGUAGUAAGGUCUUCUAUCUGAGACAACUGUGGACUUAUAAUUUUGCAAUACAUAAUCUUGCAAAUGAUCAAGCAUCAAUGUUUAUGUGGCACGAGGGUGAAGCGUCUAGGGGAUCCCAAGAAAUUGGAUCAUGCUUAUUGAGAUAUGUUCAGCAACUGCCUAAUUCAGUAGAACAUAUCAUCGCAUUUAGCGAUAACGCAGGCGGUCAAAAUAAAAAUAACAACAUUAUAAAAUUUUGGAGGCAUAUUGCUCAGACAACCUCCAUUUGUAGAAUUGACCACAAAUUUUUAAUUUCUGGUCACUCUUAUAUGGAGUUCGACCAAGAUUUCGGGCUUAUCGAGAAGUCAAAGAAGAAAAAUCAAUAUGUUUUUGUCCCGGAUGAUUGGAGCAAAAUAGUAGCUCAAGCUAGUCGAAAGUUUACUGUUGUACGAAUGAGAAAUGAAGAUUUUUUGUCAGUUGAACAGAUGAAAAAAGAGAUAAAAGACAGUAUUCCAGGGAUACGUAAUAUUCAGUGGUUUCGACUGGAAAAAGAUAAGCCCAAUAUUCUUCAAUACAAGAACACUUUGAAUGAGGAAAUGGAUUUUGUGCAUUUUGACCUUAGAAAACAGAAAAAAGGGCCGUCCAAAUACGCAAUUUGA